Leptomonas pyrrhocoris is the source of this 6535-nucleotide messenger RNA. RefSeq lists its product as hypothetical. The coding region runs from base 2357 to 6535 and encodes 1392 amino acids. NCBI's taxonomy places the organism in Eukaryota, Euglenozoa, Kinetoplastea, Trypanosomatida, Trypanosomatidae. Gene Ontology annotation, cellular component: mitochondrial outer membrane. The transcript has a single exon. The record is from RefSeq and is a predicted model, not a curated record.
GAAUUUAACUGGAAAGCGCGUCCCGCCAAAAAACGUAAAAUUAUUGGUUUGCUGACUCGCUUUCCUCUCAAAUAAUGAGAGGUAUCCACACUUUGUUGUUAUUGUUGUUUUAUACACGCGAGACGCGCUUUUUGUUUUUCUCAAUUGGAGCACGACGGUAGACACACGCGCCUUUCGUGUUACCGGGUGCCUAAGCGUGCGGGGCAAAAAACGAACGGGAGAACAACAACAACAAAAGGAAAGAAAGAUGACCAAAAGAGGGCAUCGCAUCAUGUUAGUGUUGAAGACGGAGAAGAAAUGAAGCAAUAUCAAAAGUGACGGAAGAAGCAUACAUUUUCUUUCUCUCUCUCUCUCUCUCUUUGUCACUCGACAAGAAUCUGCCUCGUUGCAAGAGGGACCUUGUGUUACGCUCGAAGAAAAACAAAAAAGAAAAGGCCUCUUCUUUUCUUUUCUCAUUUUUUCUCUUCUUUUGCUUUUUCUUUUUUCGGUUAUCGAGAAACCGAUGAUGCAAGCGCGCGCACACACGCACACUCACACGCACACACGCGCAUAUGCGGUUAUUGCACGUUGGUUUUUACGUGCGGUGCUGAGUUGACUGGUAUGUGGAUGCACCAAACGGCGACGCUGCUCUUGGUUUUGGGGGCUCCAUCAAAUUUCUUAUGUAUGUGUGUUGUGCCUGCGAAUUACAUAAAACGUUGUUUGAUCCUCUUUUUCUAUAUCUUAUUUUCCGUAAAUUCUAACCAAUUUUUAUGUUUUACUUUUCUUUUCCUUUUUUUUUCAUCUUCGUCGAGUUGUCAUCCAUCAGGUGUAAUGUGCUCGGGCGCUUAUCUGUACAAUAGUAUUUCCCCUCACUGUUCUCGGCAGACUGUUCUCCCCCCGGUUCUUUGAGGGGAGUAUUAGUGUAGAAAAACAGAAGAUCAAGCGCAAUCAACAACGGGCACCGACCACCAGUGUCAGCGCGCGUGCUGUGUUUUAUUUUGGCGAACGUUUUCGAGUUCAUCUCUCGAGCUGUUCCUCAAUGGUACCUGUAUCAAAAAGUGCCGACACGCGGCAAGGCUGAACACUAAAGGAUUAGAGCACAAAGCAAACAGCAACAAUAGCAAAAGAAAAGAAAAAGAACAAGGAAUGAAAUCAAUUUGAUAUCGCGCUUUCCAGUACACGCAUUUCUUCUCUCUGGAGAAUGAAAAGAAGAGAAGGAAUGCGUUUGCUCUACGCUCAACGUGUUGUGCGUUGCGUCAUGCGAAGUACUCGCAAACACGAUUCUUUCUCACUGUGAUGGGGAGGGAAGGAGGGUGGGGGUAAGACCGCGAUAGCUGCGGCAAGCUCUCAGAAAUGCCGAGUGAUCACGACUGCUUCUUUUCCAUCUAUUUAGAUGACAGACAUAUAUGCAGUCAAUGGCUACCAGCUGUGCUCUUAACGGAGAUGCGGAUUUUCGCCUGCAGCGUCUUGUUUUGCAGAAGAAGAAUGCCGUAUUUGCCGUUCCAUGCCUGUUUGCUCUUCCGUCUUCUCUGUUCUUCCUCCUUCCGCACACACGAACAGCCACACGCAAUCUUUUUCCUUUUGUCUGAGUUGGCGCAUGAGUUUGCCGUAGUUGGCGUUCUUUGACGUAGCUUCAUUGGAAGCUUAAUAGUAGAAAAAAGAAGAAGAACACUCCUCACGACUUUUCUCUUCCGUCCUGCGUGCCAAAGCAUCGCACGUGUGUGCCGACACGUAUGGGUACUAUACAACUUCAACCAUACACAACGUACUCCCAGUAAGGAAGGGAGGUUGCAGCGUCAGAAGAUUGUCGCUGUGUGCUUGCAGGUCAACUGCUCAUUAGACCAGCAUACUACGCAGGCUGACAUUUCCGAGUUUUCUCUACUUCCACACAGUAUUACAAGUGGAAAUCAAUUGUAGCAGGUUCUUAACAGCUCGAUUUCUUUUAACUCUACUUCUGUAAGCAACCCUUUUUUUCUUUUGCGUGCUCCAUAAACGAAUCGGCAGCAGCAGUAUCGAUGUUUACCCGUCCACCUUAGCUCAACUACUACUGAUGAUUGCCGCGGAGGUUUUUUUGUUCUUCCUAGCGUUCCACAAAGGUUUUUGCUGGAAAUACUUUUCUUAUUGUUAUAAGCUGUCAGUUGGUGUAUCUGUUCACACCUACUCUACACCUUCUCUUUUGAAUAUUGAAUUAUAAAAGAGAGGUUCUUCUCGGUGUCUCUGCGUUUCUCGAUGUGCUUUUGCCUCCCACCAGCGAAAUUGUAGCAGCUAUUAUUUAUCUGAGAGAGAAAGAGGAGGAGAGAGACAACAUACGCCUUAAAAAGAAGCGCCAUUUUCCUUCCCCGGCAAUAUAUUUCUGUAUUAGUUUCACUGCAUAAAAAUGCCUUACUACGAUGUGGACGUGCGCACUCCCAUCUUCUACCGUCAGAGCUUCGCCAGUGCUUUGGAGACGCAAUCGAAUAAGGCCUAUGCCCGCCUGACACACACACCCGUCGUUGCAGAGCACCUGCCUCGCGGAGCGGCGAGUGGGGCGCGUAUUGCGCAGUUCGGCACGAGUCGUCUGCGCAACUUGGACGAACUGGAAAAGCUGCUGCACACCGUACUGGAAGAGGUUGGGCCAACGACCUGUGGCGACGGUGGUGGUGCCACCGUACUCCACUGCUCCACUCGCGAGCUCGGUGCGGCGGCGAUGGAGCGCACCGUGAUUUCGCCAUCCUCGCUUGCACGGGUUCGGUCCUCCCACACGCAGACUUCCCAGAAGGACGUCGAGAGUGGCGUGCCGUGCGCCCCCUCGCCAGCCUCGGAUGCCCUCUUUGUAACAGAAAUCGAUGGCAACGAUAACGGUGGUGGCCUGUCUCGCCCCACCGCGCGAGAGAUGCCCCACUCCGUUUCCUUUCUCGAGGAUGCGUGUUGCGUGCCCCCGCUGGUACACCGAGACGCCGUCAGCGAUCAACAUCGGUCGGAGUCGAAGGGAAUUCGGCUGUGGCGCUGGGUGCGUGGGUGGGUGCGGCGCGGUGCGAGUCCGUCCGCUCCUUCUUCCUCCCCAACGGUGCGGCCGCGAGAGGAAAGGCGAAUGGAAGGCGGAGGGGGCGUCGGUGCACGCAGUUACCGCCGCGAGUACACCACAGGAACGGCUGCCGCUCUCGCUUGUCAUUCGUCUGCGCCGCAGCCGGAGAAGAAAGCGCCGUCGUUGCCCGGUGUGCCGGAGUGGGUGCGGGCCGCUUUCGCACCUACCGCCUCCGCCAUCGCCGCCGCCACUGUCGAUAACGUUCACGCGUCUGUUGUACACACACCCCUUGGCUCUUCGACUCACGAGACCGGCGCCGGCGCCGCGGAGGAGUCGUUGCCGUCGACGCGAGACGGUGCAAUGCCCGUGGACGGCGGCGCGAGUGGGGUGUACUCCGCCUCCCUGCGUCGUACCACCGAUGCGUUCGCUGGGCACACGGCAGGGGUAGCUGCAACGCCGAAAGAUAAGGGUGGUGGUAGUGGUUGCAAGGGUAAUGGUCAGCUACCCGCCGGCGACACAGACGGAACAAAUUCGGCAUCCUCCCAGCCCUCCUCGCUUCCAACCGCGGAGGUCCUUUUGGAAUCGUGGUGUCGCCGCAGUGACAGCGGAGCCGUGCACGGCAGCAGUGGGGAUGAUACGGCGAGAAGCUGUGCUCACACGGAAGUUCCAGCGGACAGCCACUUCUGGGUCGCCUCGCCUUGUGGGUCUCUCGCGCACGCCAACGCCUCUGCUGCCGAAGACGGAGACGCUGCCAGGUCACGCAAUGAUGUUCAGCGGGGCCCGACCCACAAGAGUGGUGCAUCUACUGCAGUAACGCCCACCAUCAGAACGGAAACCACAGCAGGAAGUUCAGAAGCACCGCCGUGCGUGGAAAGCAGCGGUGAACGGGAUGGCGACGCAUCCGCGCCGUCACUGCCGCACAGAGGCCAAUCUGCUGCUGCUUCCCACGCUCACAACAGUAUCACCACCACGGACGAGCCACACAGGGCCAAUGCUUCCUUUUCCUUUACAGGACACAACGGAGCGUGGAAAGGUGGAAAUUGUCCUCAUUCCACGGCGACGCAGCACCCCGCUGCUUCUCGCGGCACCCAUGGCACAAAUACGUUGGCCCGGUGGGACCGACACGCCUACGCAGUCGAGUUAGUCGGCUGGCUGCACCUGCUGGUGUGGGUGCGCUGCCAGGUCAUUUACUUCUUACGCGACCUCUCGGGCGUGCAGGGCUUUGUGGCGUGGAGUGCCUGGUACUGGUCGUGGGCCCAAGAACACCCCCGACAGGCCUCGCUGCACCAGGCCUUGUCGUCGCGACGCUUCUGGCGGGGACUGUGGAAGCGUGGUCUCAGUGCGCAGCUCAGUGAGGUGCAGUACGAGACCAGUGGUCACAUGUUCACCCUGAAGAACGCCUUUCGACUCAUCGUCAGCUGCAUUGGCGCGGCGUACACCUCGCUGGAGCAUCUGAACUCCGUCAUUUUGCAAGUCCAACACCACUGCGAGAUGACGACACCACCGAGAGCGGCAGCAGCCGCGGCAGCGCGCUCCUGCGUGGCCAGUAUUGGAGCCGUUGGUGUGAGCAUGCCGGUGAUCCCUGAGUUGAACAGCAGCAUCAACCGUAGUGCGUACAUCACGAACAGGCGAGACUUCUUGUCGAAUCAAAACAGCGUAUUUUGGAGUCCCGCUCCGGUGUCGAUGAUGAACGACGACUUAUCUCCACUCGCACCGCAACCACGAGACGGCGUGGACAGUCGUGCCGGUGCGGCUGUUGACUCACACAACGCACAUCGAUCGGUCUUCGACGGCGCGUGUGAGCAGGACCGUGCGAACGGCGCCGCGAUGGGAGAGGCGGCAGCGGAGGAGGUGGAGGCAGCGGCGGCGCUCUGUGUGCUCGACGAGCUUCGCCAGGCUGUCUGGUCCAUGUUGAAAGAGCAGCGAUCGAUGUUCCACUCCAGCGGGCAGCAGCUCGAGGCGCUGGAGUCGAACGAUUUUUUCGGGUGGCCGGGCGAGUUUAUGCACGCGGAUGGGCGUCCACUUGGGAAUGCCUCGACGACACAUACCGCCGGUGGCCGCGUACCAGUGUUCGCGGAGAGCCUGCUCAGCGCCUCCGUGACAGGGGAGGUCUAUCCAGCCGGCUCGUCGCCGCGUGUAUACGAUGAGGCGCGACGACCUGCGGAGGACAGGGGCAGUGGGUGCCCGGUCACCGCCCGCGACGGGGCAGUGGCGCUCUUGCAACGUGUGCAGCAGUCCCGUCAUCUCGUGCUGAGGCUGAAGGUAUUCGUGCAGCGCGCGCACAACCCGCCUGCCGCACGCCAUUGGCAGCGUAUCGUGAUAGCAGCUGCGACGACGAUCCCACCGUUUAUUUGGCUUUACCGGAAGACCCCCGCUGAGUUAAUGGAACUGGGGCGUGGACGCUACCACCUCGCACAGCUAAUCGUGAAGUCGUACCUCUUGGACCCCAUCGCGCAGCUGAGGGAGUCGCUCUUCUACGUCCGCCCCGGCGUCGAGGACCGCCGUGGCGCCUUUGAGCGUGACGCUGUGUCGUUGGCAAACAUUAUUCGCGACUUUCACGAAGACAUGUACCCGAACAUGCCGCUGAGUCGACUGGAGCAGAUGCGCGACCGUACGCUGGACCGCCUACGUGCUGGUGUGGCAGACCCCGAAGGGCUUGGGCUGAUUGAGCAGCAAUAUCGCCACUCCGUGCGCCACCCGAUCCGCAGCGUAUUCUUCGGGGACCUGCCUCGCAUCCUUCUCAUACAGAUGUCAUACCAGGCACUGGAGAUGAGCCGCGUCGCGAAUGGCGUGGAUGAGGUGCUGGAGGGCAACGACCUCAAUUUUAAGGUGAUGGCGCUGCUGCCGGUAUUCGCCGCGGGCGGCCUUUUGGCGUGGUGGGGGCUGCUGCGGUACCGCGCCAAUCACAAGCCCAUCCACAUGCGCAUGAAGCUUCUCUGGCGGUCUCUCUACCGCGUAAUCAGCUUUGCCGGCAGUGGGCGGCAGGUCCUACCGCCGUUUAUGCGAGGUUCGCCGCAGCACAUCGUGGUGGGCGCGCGUUUGCCAGAGCCUUCCAACCUCCCGAAGACUCGAGCUCGGGCUCGUGUUGCGGGAGACGUCCACACGGAGCCACCAGCGACGGGCAGCAACAAUCAUUACAACCAUUUGCGCCACGACGGCGGAAAGCUCGACAGGCGUACCGCUGCAGCCACUGGUGCGGUGGGGACUGCGACAGCAAGCAUGCUGACAAUGCCAGUCUAUGAAGGACACGCAGAGGUCUUCGACCCUGCUGGUUGUACGGAGGCGGGCGAGGACAGCAACUCCCUUCUCGCUGCGUCGAUGAACUCGCAUGACGGCGUCGCCUCGGCGCGUCAGCUCAACAACUAUGAACAAGGAAUGGUGCUGCUGCUCUCGCAUGUGAUCCGAUCGCUCGCGGCAGAGUAUCUUCGCUCGUAUGAGUAUUUCCACGAGUUGGUGGAGGACUUGAACGACUUGGAGAGCGUGCAGAGCUCGCGGCAUCAACGCCUGGCUACGUUGGAGCGCAUGCGCACCACCCACGCUUCCCUGUUCUGA